AUGCCGAAGAACGAGCAUCUCAAAGGGGUCGUCUUCUUAGCCGCCGCCAAAGCAGAAGCUAUUAUCCACACCUAUCCCACACACUUCUACGAUAUCGAGGAAGCAAAAGCAUAUGUUGAUGCUGCCUGCGAGAAAGCUGACCUCAAGUACAUAACUAGCAAGCACAUGACAGAGGACGAAAUGGAGUAUGUGAAAGAUAGGGCCUGCUUCAUAGUAGCUGCCAAAGCUUUCGGGCAGGGGGAGUUCUAUCUAAAGGUCGAGUUAGCUGAUCCAAGAGCUUUAAGGACCGCCGUCGAAGCCGACAUUAAACGCCUGCUCCCCUUAGUGCCUUAUUGGCCGUCAAGCUUCCUCAGUGUGCAGCAUGCCGUUCUUCACGUCGACAGGGUUGCACGAUGGUCCCGGUUCGUGUAUGAGCAAUUCGAAGGUGUGGAAGAGAAGAAGUUCCGAGCCUAUGUCAACUUCAAUACGGCCAGGCAUGCUUUCGAAGCAGGCAGGUUUGACAUGAAUAUACCCGGUAAAGGAUGGCGGCAACCACAGCGCAAACUCCAAAAGGCUGCUACUACGUCAAAAGCGCCAAUUGAAAGGUUUGGCACAAUGAAGAAAGCCAUCGAGUUCGACGUACAACGCCUUCUUGUGCUUGUGUCCCCCUGGCCGACGAAAUUCCCUUCCCUCAACGCAGCUCGAGAUCAUGUCUUCAGCUUCGUGAAGUCCACUUCUUUCUCAUUCACAUACUGGCCCGAGGUCGGCGAUCACCGCUUCCGCCUAUUUGUCAACUAUAAUACGGCAAAGCGCGCCUUUGAGCUAGGAAAGUUCAAGAUCGAAGUCGACGAGAAAGAAGAAGAAGAAGAAGAAGAAGAAGAAGAAGAAGAAGAAGAAGAAGAAGAAGGAGGAGGAGGAGGAGGAGGAGCAGCAGGAGGAGGAGGAGCAAUCCUCAUAUGUGCAAGCAAUGUACAAGAGGUAGCCCAAGAAAUCACGAUGCCGUCUGUGGAUGAGUCAGAUGAGGAUCCUUUCAAGGAUCUUAUUGCUGUCCUGAAGCGCGAGAGCAUUCUCAAGAUAGCUUUUGAGUGA
This is a messenger RNA of Alternaria postmessia, 1068 nucleotides long. RefSeq lists its product as uncharacterized. The coding region runs from base 1 to 1068 and encodes 355 amino acids. The record is from RefSeq and is a predicted model, not a curated record. NCBI's taxonomy places the organism in Eukaryota, Fungi, Ascomycota, Dothideomycetes, Pleosporales, Pleosporaceae. The transcript has 5 exons.